AUGGCGAAGUAUUCACAUCCUUCGUCGUUCGACUUUUUUCAACAAUCGCCCGCCCUCGACUCCAAACCCAUCUUCUCCCCAGACGACGAGAUGAGCGUACUAGACGACAAGAUCCUCGACUCAAACACACAAGACAUCACAUCCCUCAACGGCCAACGAAGGUCGUCCUUUGACCACACCACAGACGACUUCUCGCGGAGAGACUCUGUCUGGUCGGAUAUGGCACAACACCACAGCGGAGCCCAGUCGCGGCAACCGUCCCAGAUGUCCACUCCUCUCUUUGAACCCAUCGCCAACCCGUUCGUCCACACAACCACAUACCCUCCACAACAAUGGACGCUGGCCACGGAUUCCGGCUCCUGUACCCCGACUCCCAUGUACGAACAGUUCCCACACGACUUCGAUGCUGCGGCUCAAAACCCGUUCGCUGGCGGUGCUGUCGGUGCCGUGCAGCCAGUUGCCUACCCAACCAUGCCAUACCGACCCGGCUCUACCUUCGCUCCUCACAAUGCCAUUCCAAUGUCCCCGCAAUCUAGCCAAGGCUGGGCCUCAGCGUCUGCCGAUCCCGCCGAGAUGCAGACGAAGGCUGCACGGAAAAACUCCACAACUGCCACCGGCUAUCGAAAUAGUUCCAACCUCCAUAUCCGCCGGGAUGGAAUCCGGAAGAAGAAUGCUCGCUUCGACAUCCCUGCCGAACGUACUCUGAGCAACAUCGACCUCCUCAUCAGCCGUUCCACCGAUGAAGAGGAGAUCAAAGAGCUCAAGCAACAGAAACGUCUGUUGAGAAACCGACAGGCUGCGCUUGACUCCCGUCAACGUAAGAAGGUGCACACCGAACAGCUUGAGGAAGACAAGCGACGGUCCACCACUCUCAUCAACGAGCUCCAGGAGGCUAUCCGUGAGAUGAAACUCCGGGAGACUGAGCUUGUACGGGAGAAGAACGAAUUGCUCGAGGGUCAGCAGCAGCUCCAUCAGUAUAUCGACCAACUCCACACUGAAAAGGAGGAGUUGAUUCGAUCUCAUACUCUGGAGACCGGUGAACUUCGAAAGAAGAACACCAUUCUUCGCGAACAUAUGGAGAAACUAGAGCAUUCGUCUGCGUCCGGGUCCCUCUUCCGCAGCGAUUUCUCCGAUUAUGAGAGUCUUGCCGUUGAUGGAAGCUCCUGGGAUGACUUCUCUAUGACCAACGAGUUUACUCUGGAUAGCGAGCCUCGGGUACCCAUUCGGACCCCGACGCCCGCUCCCGAGAAGUCGCUUACAACGGUCAUCAAGAAAACUGACAAGGUUGUCGAGAAGCUUUCGUCGCAAACAGACUUCCCGUUCAGCUGGAAUGCAUUUUACAUGUGUCUACUCUUCGGUGCUUUUAUGGCUUCAAACGGCCCGUCGAUGUCUCCUAGCUCCAUUCCUCCUCUUUCGGAAGAGUAUCGUGCCGAAUCUGCCAAUGUUCUAAAAGCAGUCCUUGCUUCUGCAAAUCCUCCCCAGGCCUCCAAUUCGCUCAACCUAGCCUCCAUUGCUGGGCCAUCGUCUACUACCCCGUUCCCUGCAACAAUCUCCGGCGCAGAAAUGGCACAGAUCUCUUCGGGUCAGGACACCACUAUGACCAACCUGGAUGACCUGCACCGAAACCUUGUCGUUCCCACAAAGCAGCAAGAGGAGGAGCAGGCGUUCGCCCUGACCGCAGAGCAGUACAACGCCUUGACGACCCUGGACGAUGACGAAGGGGAUAUUACUCCGCAACCUUCCAACCUGCAGCAAGCCUACGCUGCGAUGCGAAGCCAAAAUACCGGCAUCAAAGGCACCUCUGAGGUCUAUUCCCGCUCUCUCCUUUGGGACCGUGUGCCAGAGAAAGUUAUCCGUGAUUUCAGACGGAUGGUCAAGGACUGCGGAAUACCCGGCAAACACGAAGAACCUGGCGGUGCGAUGUGCACAUCUUGA
This is a messenger RNA of Coccidioides immitis RS, 1935 nucleotides long. RefSeq names its product bZIP transcription factor. Lineage: Eukaryota; Fungi; Ascomycota; Eurotiomycetes; Onygenales; Onygenaceae. The record is from RefSeq and is a predicted model, not a curated record. Gene Ontology annotation, biological process: regulation of DNA-templated transcription. Gene Ontology annotation, molecular function: DNA-binding transcription factor activity. The coding region runs from base 1 to 1935 and encodes 644 amino acids. The transcript is spliced from 2 exons.